GAAUGUUGUAAGCUGUUGGUUGUUGCCGCUCGAUGGACAUCACCGAGGCAGUUGGCUCUUUGCGCUGGAUGAACAUACAGCAACACCUCCUCGCAGGCCUCAAAGGCAGAAGAGGUCUGGAUUAUUUGACCGUCGCAAGCCACAAAAGACCUACUUCAUAAUCUGAAAUUGUGAGCCUCUAGCAAGCCCUCGCUGCUUGGCCGGUUGACCAUCAUGGCCCAAUCUGUCCCCAUGGAUCUGGAUAAGCCAGAGGACGUCUUUCUCCAGGACAUCUCCGGACCUACGAUCGCUGAGCAUGCACUGAAAUGCACCGAACUCUUCCAGAAGAAUAUGGCUUUGCCCAACAUUGUCCCCGAUCCGACGAUAAUGGAUGACCAGUUAGCGAGGUUUACGCUAUGGGCUUCCAACAUGGACGUCUUCGGGCCGCCGAACAUCUCUCUGGAUUUCAGACUCAGAUACAGUCCGAACAUUGUCGAUAUUCUUCACCAGCUUCUAGACGUGAUCUGUAAUUCUCUCAUGGAGUUGAAACCGAUGGACGAGCCACCACCGACCCCGAGUAGGAAGAAGCGUCGCCUAUCCAUUUCAGACCAAGUGCGCAUGGUCGGGAGCGACGACAACGACAGCGACACAGACAGUGACGAAGAUCAAGCCGACAAAAACACUACCCUCUUCACGUACACUAUCAGUGGUACCGUGACGCGACUAUUUCGAUUGUCUAAUGCGAUUCGAAAGUCCGCAAAGAACUCGAGAGCACAAAAGCUAAGGGACUAUCAGUUGGAUGAUGAAACACAGCAUGCUAUUGAUGAGCUGCGCUUAUACACCGACUGCUAUAUCCGCUUCCGUUUCCCUGAGGCCCCAGAGUCGCUUCGCUGUGCCCUAAUCGAGGCAAAUGUACUGCGACUUCGGCGACUCUCUUAUCAGCGGCUGCAUCGGAGACGUAUUGCGUUAAGUAUUGAACACCCGCAGGCAGGUCAGAUAAAACUGCCGCUGCCCAAGAGUCCGGAGAAGCCAAGAACUGUGCGGUUCGCUCCAGAGGCGACCCCAAAGGUCAAAGUCAUCCACGAGGAACCUAGUCGGCAGCCCUAUCCACCCGCUCCGUUAACCUACGCUACCACCGCUCGACAGACUGAGAUCGGGGCGCUGUAUGCAAAGUCCACAACGGAGGUCCCCCGAGCAAAGUCCGUGUUGGUGAACAAUGAGCUUUCUUUCCCGCCCAUUCCGCAACAGAAUGAAUGCCCUUACUGUGGCGUCAUCAUCGAAUUCAAGGGUCCUAACAAAUCCAACAUCUGGAGAACCCAUGUUAUUAGGGAUCUAGAGCCAUUUACUUGUCUCUUCACUGCAUGUACGGAUUCAUGUCGCCAGGGCCACGACCCAUUGACUUUCGAAUCAUCCAAGGCGUGGAUGAGCCAUAUGAAGAACUCGCACGGAAUCGCGUGGGAAUGCAGAGCCCCUUCUCACAAGCCUAUGAUCUUCAGAGACGAGAUCCAAUUCCAGAAGCACUCUUAUGAUGAACACGGUGUUCCCGAAGCUCACGUCCGGACAUUGAGUGAAGCAGCACGGAGGCCAUUCCAGGAAAAAAUACACGAGUGUCCCUUUGGUGAUGACUUUGUCCCAUCUGAAGAGGCUGACCGUUAUGGAAUCUUUUCCUACGACAAUCUGCAUUCUCACGUUGCCGCACACAUGAAGGAGCUUGCCCUGCUUGCGCUGCAGAAGCUCCCUAAUGACGACGAGACAGAGGCCAGUGACUUCGACAGUGACAUAUUAAUUGGAGAUGAUGGCAAUGCAAAAUUACGUGGGUCUAUGUGCAGUAUCAUGGACGAUGAUGAAUUGAACUUCUCAGAUACUGCAGAAGACGGCCAGGCUGGUGACAUCAAGGAAAGCAUCACUUCUUCGAUUAAAAACCUUGAUCUUGAAGACAUCCAUCAGCCAACGGGCCUCGAUGCACUUCGACAUGCGAUUCAAUCCGACGACGUGGAGCGAGUCCGGGCUUUGAUGCACCUCGUCACUGGCAGCGAUAGGUCUCGUAGCAAGAAGCCUCUUCAUUAUGCUGCUCUUUACCACAAGCGAGAUAUAAUGACUCUUUUGCUAAAGGCUUCUGAUCGCGAGACGAUUUGUGCCAAAGACGAAAACGGCCUGACGCCACUGCACUACGCGGCAAAAGAAGGCUUUGUGGAAGGCAUUGGCUUGCUGGUUCAAGCUGGAGCCCCAAUCGAUAUGCGCGACGAUUAUGAGUUCACGCCACUAAUAUGGGCCGCUGUCAGAGGGGACAUAGAUGCAAUCGAAAAGCUGGAAUCACUUGGAGUUGAUCCGGCAGACAAGUACGACGAUUCACGGGGUACGUCUGCUAUGGGAUGGGCAAUCAGUCUUGGCCAGCGCGCCCUGGCUACACAUUUCAUCGAGUCAAAGCCAUCACUACCGAGAGUAUCUGAGGCUCUCCUGAUGAACCAGGCGGCUGCCCAGGGUAUGGAGGAUGUAGUACACCUCCUCAUGGAAGAAGGUGUCUCUGUGAACGACCGAGAUCGUGACGGGUGGUCCGCUAUACAUUGGGCUCUUGAGGGGAUAGCAUCAUAUACCGGGGACCGAGAUUUCAAUCCAGCAGGUGACAGAGCAGAGUUUUUUUUAGAUUUCAUCCUUGAUAAUGAGGCCAAUAUUGAUGCGGUGAGCUCAUACGGAACUUCGCCAUUGCACUGUGCUGCAGGCACUGGCAUGCGUCUGAUAUCUCGGCUUCUAAACCGUGGGGCAGACCCGACUGGCACAACAUGCCAUGGCUGGACAGCAAUACACCACGCUGCCAACCUAGGGUACCAUGACAUAUUAGGGGUCCUCUACGGCCGUUUAGGUGAAAAAAGAUAUCAGCUCGCUCAUUCGCAGGACAAUCACGGCUGGUCUACACUACAUCUUGCCGUUCUUGGGAGGCAUCUGGAUACGGUCAGGAAACUCCUCCGCAUGCCUCAAGGGGACCGGCUCCUCGUUUCGCAAGACGAUCUUGGCCGCACGGCAGAAGAUUGGCUCGAAAUUGAGAUCGGGAGUCAUGCUUAUGCGAAACUCAGCAAUCUGGCGUACGCAAAGUCUCGGUGUUGCAGGCCAGUCACUGGCCUACGAAAAGCAGCACGGGAGAACAAUAUAGACCUGAUCGAGCUCCUCUUGGAUAAGGGUCAUGAGAUUAAUGGCACUGACCAUGGGCGAAGAACUGCAUUGUAUUAUGCUGCGAGUAAAGGCCACCUGCGGAUCGUAGAAUUGCUGUUAAGCAAAGGUGCGGAUCCGAAUAUCCUGCCAGUAGGACGCCUGAUGUGGGAACACUUUGUCCGCGACUUUGAGAUAUUGCAACAACUCCAGCAGUACGGGUACAGCAAGCCAGUUCACGACGUUGAGAAAGACAACCAGAUCAGAUUGAUGCUGCAAAAUGCCGCUUCUACAAAUUCUCUUUCGCAGCUCGAUGACUCAGCGCUGCCGAUAAGGCCUAAUCCGCCGGCUCAGAACACUUCUACUUCGUCUGGCACUCCUAAUCAAGCCACGGCAGAGUCAAGAAACGAGCAACCUCGAUCUCGAAUUUCAAGCUUCUGGAAGCGACUCCGAGGCUAAACUACCGACGUUUUGACGCACAUGACUCACGACUUCCAGCGAGGAAGACUUUGGCGCAAUGCAAUAACGAUUAGAAGAAUCCCAGUAGGCAAGCAAAGCCUCCUUUAGCUUGAACAGAACGUUGGGCAGCUUCAAUAUAAACAAUGGCUAGCUAUAUAAGUAAUGUAAUUAAAAAGUUAAAUUAGAUUCCAGUGGUACAGA
Fusarium verticillioides 7600 is the source of this 3783-nucleotide messenger RNA. RefSeq lists its product as hypothetical. Lineage: Eukaryota; Fungi; Ascomycota; Sordariomycetes; Hypocreales; Nectriaceae. The coding region runs from base 214 to 3582 and encodes 1122 amino acids. The record is from RefSeq and is a predicted model, not a curated record. Gene Ontology annotation, molecular function: protein binding. The transcript has 3 exons.